Messenger RNA from Xylaria bambusicola, 534 nucleotides. RefSeq lists its product as uncharacterized. The coding region runs from base 1 to 534 and encodes 177 amino acids. The record is from RefSeq and is a predicted model, not a curated record. The transcript has 4 exons. NCBI's taxonomy places the organism in Eukaryota, Fungi, Ascomycota, Sordariomycetes, Xylariales, Xylariaceae.
AUGGACUAUCCUCUGUUCCUAAUCGAGAAUCCUCUAGAUCUAUGCCUCGAGGCCAACAAACCAAGUCCCUCUAGACAUCUCCGAGCAUGGGCUUCGAGUAGCACCGGUCGGGCCUUCGGCAUGGCCAUCGCCGAUACCAUGCUCGACGAGUUAACGCCCGGUGAUUUUGCCGAUUAUCUCUCGGAGCUCACCAGAUUCGAUAUGGUCGACAUCGAGGCCAAUGGCAUGGUUUUGGAGCGGGUAGCCUUUUCAGUCAUUCACGCAUGUCGCAGCCUUCUCCCAAAAGUACUGUUCGUUCCCUAUCUGCGUCCCUACCAGUUAGACGCCUGCAUGGAAUAUAGCCGGUCAACAUCAACACUGGAUAUGUACUGUUAUGAGGCGGUCGACGGCGUACGAACGCUUCUCGGGGUCUUUAUGGAAGCAUACGAAGCCGGAGAGCAGGUUGCUAGAGAGGGAGAUUCUGAUAACGAGACUGUCUUUGAAGAUAUAGACAGCAUUGCUGGUAUCUUGGUUAGCUCGGAAAGUUUUUUUUAG